UUUGUGGGUGCGUGUGAGCGCGCGUUCUCAUGUCGUGCUGCUCAGUUCGCUCGAGCCAUCUGAACAAUGAGUGUGUGCGGGAUGAUGAUGUGAAGCGCGAGAUAAUGUAUGCUUUAACGCAGCUUUUAACGCUCUUUUUAACGCAAACAUGAAUAUGUGGAUACCUACUGAACACGAGAAAUACGGAGUGGUCUUGGCCAGUUUCCGGGGGACGGUGCAGCAUGGCUUACCUCUGGAGAUUGGUGACACCGUGCAAAUCCUGGAAAAAUGUGAAGGCUGGUAUAGAGGAUUUGUCCUAAAGAACCCAAACUCCAAGGGGAUUUUUCCAUGCAGCUAUAUCCAUCUGAAAAAUGCUCAUAUCAAGAACAAGGGCACUAAUGAAGACAGCAGACGACUCCGGGCCAGAUCUGCACUGGAUCUGGGCCGAAGUCGGCAGGUCCGGAACAAAGUCCGGAGCGGAUCCGUUGCUGUCUGUUGCCUACUGCAAUUUGAGAUGGUGGUUCCAACAGAAGACACCGUCAUUACCGAAAUGACGUUCACCCUGAGAGACUGGGGUGCCAUGUGGAAGCAGCUCUUUGUGAGGAACGAAGGAGAUCUGUUUCACAGGCUGUGGCACGUGAUGAAUGAGAUACUGGACCUGAGACGACAGGUUUUGGUUGGUCACCUGACACACGACCGCAUGAGGGACGUCAAGCAGCACAUAACGGCACGCCUGGAUUGGGGCAACGAGCAGUUGGGUUUGGAUCUGGUACCCAGGAAAGAGUUUAGCAUGGUUGACCCAGAUGAAAUCAGCGUUACUGAGCUCUACCAACUGAUGGAGCAUCGACACCGAAAGAAAGAAACUCCAACUCCAGUCAGCACACAUCACCUGUUCGUCCAUUUGAAGAGUCUGAUGAGCUCAAAUCUGGGAGAAGAACUGGAGGUCUUUUUCUUCAUCUACGAUAGCCGAGAGAAUAAACCACUUAGUGAAAGGUUCUUUGUAAAACUCAAUAAAAAUGGUCUGCCCAAGUCUCCUGACAAGUCAGAGAGACAAUGCACACUUUUUGUGGAUCUUGGAAGUGGAGACCUCAGGAAAGACGUGUAUAUUGUGGUACACAUCAUUAGAAUCGGGAGAAUGGGUGCAGGAGAGAAGAAAAACACAUGUAGCGUGCAAUAUCGACGUCCGUACGGCUGUGCAGUGGUCAGCAUCGCUGAUCUCCUCACUGCUGACUCGAAAGAUGACCACCUGCUGAAGGUUUAUGCUUGCAAUACAGAGAGCGAAUGGAGCCAAAUUCACGACAACAUCAUUAAGAAAGUCAACUCUCGAUACAACCUCUCAGGGUCCAACACGGGUCUGGCGGUGGCGCUUCAGUUGCUACAUGGUGACAUCGAACAGUUGAGGAGAGAAUAUAUGGUCCUCUUUACACGAGGAGUAUCCAUCACCAAAAAACUGGGCUUCUCUGAUGUUAUCAUGCCAGGUGAGAUGAGAAAUGACCUCUACAUUACACUGGAAAAGGGCGAAUUUGAAAAGGGCGGGAAGAGUGUGGCAAGAAACGUGGAGGUCACCAUCUAUGCGUUGGAUUCCGAUGGACAGAUUCUCAAGGGCUUCGUAGCCGUGGGCUCAGGCGAGCCGGGCGGUGACGAGUAUCACACCUUCGUGCUUUACCACAACAACAGUCCCCGGUGGGCGGAGCUAAUCAAGUUGCCCAUCCCUGUCGACAUCUUCCGGGGCUCGCACGUCCGUUUUGAGUUCCGCCACUGUUCUACGAAAGACAAAGGAGAAAAAAAGCUUUUUGGAUUCUCGUUCGUCCCUCUCAUGCAGGAGGACGGGCGGACUCUGCCCGACGGCACCCACGAGCUCAUCGUUCACAAGUGUGAGGAAAACGCUAACCUGCAAGACUGUGCUCGCUACCUCAAACUGCCUUUCUCGAAAUCAAAUCUGCCUGGAAACAACCAAACUGCCAAGGGCACUAAGGAGUCUUUCUGGAUCACAUCUUUCCUCUGUUCAACUAAACUCACUCAAAACGGUGAUAUGCUGGAUUUGCUGAAGUGGAGAGCUCACCCGGAGAGAAUCAGUGACAGUCUGUCCAAACUCAAAGAGAUCGAUGGCUCAGAAAUAGUGAAGUUUUUACAGGAUACACUGGAUACGCUUUUCGGCAUCUUGGACGAGAGCUCACAAAAAUAUGCACUGAAGGUGUUUGAAUGUCUGGUGCACAUCAUAAACUUGCUUCAAGAUAGCAAGUUUGAGCAUUUUAAACCAGUCAUGGACACCUAUAUUGAAAGCCACUUUGCUGGAGCCUUGUCAUAUAGGGAUUUAAUAAAGGUGUUGAAGUGGUACGUGGACCGCAUUAUUGAAGCAGACCGCCACGAACACAUCCAACAGGUGUUAAAGGCGACCGAGUACAUUUUCAAGUACAUUAUUCAAUCACGACGGCUCUUUGCGUUGGCCACCGGGGGACAGAACGAGGAAGAGUUUCGAUGCUGCAUGCAUGAGCUUUUCAUGUCCAUUCGCUUCUUCUUAUCGCAGGAGAACAAGGGCUUGCGGCCUAUCACACAAACACAGGCAGUAUUCCUGCAGUCAUUCCCGGCUGUGUACGGGGAGUUGCUCAAGCUCUUUACUGUAAGAGAAGUCGCCACGUUUAUACGAGAGACGUUGGGCAGCCUCCCCACCACAACCCAGUCAGACUGCCCACUGGAGGCUGUCAAACUGCUCUGCAUCGCCAAAACUGUGGAGAGCGAGCUCUAUACCAACAUUGAGUCUCGAUGCAUCCUGUUGCCGGUAGUUCUGCGUUUGUUGCAUGCUUACAUGCAAGAGCAGAAAGACCUCGUCAUGUGUGCUCACAUACUCACCUGCAUGCUGUCUCUCCUCAAGAAGGAUGAUACGGAGUUGUCUCCAUCUGAAGAAGUUGAUCUGAUCGUGGAAAGUGUUUUAGGUGUGCUACUGCAGACCAUACUGGAAAUCACUAACCGACCCCAUCCAGCCGGACCCACGCUACGCCCUCAGGUUCAAGAUGUUACGGGAGAGUUUGUGGCGUGUCUUCUGGCUCUGUUAAGGCAAAUGAAGGAUCGACAUUACCAGCAACUCCUGCAGAGAUUCACCACUAAAGAUGACCUGAGGGAUUUUCUCCUGCAUAUUUUCACUGUAUUUCGGAUUCUGAUAAGGCCAGAGAUGUUCCCCAAAGACUGGACGGUUAUGCGGCUCGUCACCAACAAUAUCAUCAUCACUACUGUGCUUUACCUGUCGGAUGCUUUAAGAAAAAACUUCCUCAAUGACAGUUUUGAAUACAAGGUUUGGGAUUCGUAUUUCUGCCUGUCUGUUAUUUUCAUAAACCAGCCUUGCCUGCAACUAGAGACUUUCUCCGCAUCGAAGAAGAAGAAAAUUUUGGAAAAGUAUGGAGAUAUGCGAGUAAUGAUGGGCUGUGAGAUCUUCAGCAUGUGGCAGAAUUUAGGCGAGCACAAGUUAAACUUCAUCCCUGCCAUGAUUGGUCCCUUCCUGGAGGUAACGCUGGUUCCUCAGCCGGACCUGAGGAAUGUCAUGAUUCCCAUCUUUCAUGACAUGAUGGAUUGGGAACAGCGCAGAAGUGGGAACUUCAAACAGGUGGAGGCAAAACUUAUAGACAAACUUGACAGUCUGAUGUCGGAGGGGAAGGGAGAUGAAACAUACAGGGAACUCUUUAACAGCAUAAUUCCUCUCUUUGGUCCGUAUCCUAGUCUGUUAAAGAAGAUCGAGCGAGAGACAUGGAGAGAGAGCGGGAUAUCCCUUAUAGCCACGGUUACACGACUGAUGGAGAGACUGCUGGACUACAGGGACUGUAUGAAACUUGGGGAAGUAGAUGGGAAGAAGAUUGGCUGUACUGUCAGUCUGUUGAACUUCUACAAAACAGAGCUGAAUAAAGAAGAAAUGUACAUCCGCUACAUUCACAAGCUGUAUGAACUGCACUUGAAAGCCCAAAACUACACAGAGGCCUCAUACACACUUUUGCUUUACGAUGAGCUGCUGGAAUGGUCCGAGAGACCCUUGCGAGAGUUUCUCAGCUAUCCAAUGCAGACUGAAUGGCAGAGGAAGGAACAUCUACAUCUCACCAUCAUCCAGAACUUCGACCGGGGAAAGUGUUGGGAGAAUGGCAUCAUUCUGUGCAGAGAGCUGGCAGACCAGUAUGAAUCCUACUAUGAUUACAGAAAUCUCAGUAAAAUGAGGAUGAAUGAAGCAUCAUUCUACGAUAAAAUAAUGGACCAGCAAAGACUGGAGCCCGAAUUCUUCAGGGUCGGCUUCUACGGGAAAAAGUUCCCAUUUUUUCUCAGGAAUAAAGAGUUUGUGUGUCGCGGUCAUGACUACGAACGUCUGGAGGCGUUUCAGCAGCGCAUGCUUAAUGAGUUCCCGCAUGCCAUCGCCAUGCAGCACGCCAACCAGCCCGACCAGACCAUCUACCAGGCCGAUGCCCAGUACCUUCAGAUCUACGCUGUCACACCGAUCCCAGACAGCCAGGAUGUCCUGCAGCGUGACGGUGUACCCGACAACAUCAAGAGCUUCUAUAAGGUCAACCACAUCUGGAAGUUUCGCUACGAUCGCCCGUUUCACAAAGGCACCAAGGACAAAGAGAACGAGUUUAAGAGCCUGUGGGUGGAGAGGACGACGCUCACGCUUGUUCAGAGUCUUCCCGGCAUCUCACGCUGGUUUGAAGUGGAGAGGAAAGAAUUGGUGGAGGUGAGUCCGCUGGAAAAUGCCAUCGAGGUGAUCGAAAACAAGAACCUUCAGCUGCGGACGUUGAUCACGCAGUGUCAGACGCGUCAGAUGCAGAACAUCAAUCCUCUCACCAUGUGUCUGAACGGAGUCAUCGACGCCGCCGUCAACGGAGGUCUCGCUCGCUAUCAAGAGGCAUUUUUCGCAAAGGACUACAUUACGAAUCACCCAGAGGAUGGAGAUAAGAUCAGCCGUCUCAGAGAUCUCAUGUUCGAGCAGGCUCACAUACUUGAAUUUGGUUUGGCUGUGCAUGAGAAAUUCGUACCUCAGGACAUGAAACCCCUGCACAAGAAACUAGUGGAUCAGUUUCAUCUCAUGAAGUCCAGCCUCGGCAUACAGGAGUUUCCAGCGUACAUGCAGGCCAGCACGAUUCACUUUACUAAUGGAAGCCCUCGUGUCGGGAGACAUUCUGCACCUAACAUCUUGAUUCCAGACGGAGGGGCUCGCGUGGUGGCACGACGCAGCCCCCUCAGCUACCCAGCAGCCAAUCGAUACUCUUCAUCCUCACUUUCAUCCCAGGCGUCCAACGAAGUGAGCAACAUUACGGGCCAGUCGGAGAGCUCGGAUGAAGUCUUCAACAUGCAGCCCAGUCCAUCUACCUCAAGCCUCAGCUCCAAUCACUCCGCUUCUCCCAAUGUGAUCAGCUCGGCCCCGUCCAGUGCCAGAGGUUCACCGCAGCUGUCAGAUAAACACAAGCAUUCCAGAGAGAACUGCCUCUCGCCGAGAGAGAGACCCUGCAGCGCUGUAUAUCCAAACCCACUGGAUCCUACACAGAGACCUGUUCCUCACCCGAUGGGAGAUUCCUCUUUGCCACGCAGUGACCCCAACAUCUCCGCCCCUGAUAAAGUGGUCAAAUCUGCACCGAGUAGCUGGAGUCUAGACACAUCGCUCUCUGACUCUAAUGGAAAGUGUCCACCUGUCCCUCCUAGACCCCCUUAUACAGGAUCUCCUGCCAGGACCACGAGAUCACAGUCCCCUGUAAUGUCAUCGCGUUCACCUCGGAAGAGUUCAGCCCCCUCUUUCACCCCAUCACCCACAGAGUGCCAGUCCACAGGAAUGGUGUCUAAUUCUCCAGUCCUUUCCGGAAGCUACAGCAGUGGCAUUUCGUCCCUCAGUCGCUGUAGCGUCUCCGAGGCCUCAGGCACAGAGAACACGCCGGGAGACCACGCCCUCCCGAACUCCGCCUCCAGCGGCUCCGACGAGCUCUUUCGCCGGGAGAACAAGACCCCGCCUCCUUACAGCAUCCACGACCGAAACAACCCCCGCAGACCAGUGCCGUAUCCGCCAAGCCUGUCGGUUCUCCCCAACGUUGACGCACCGCCCGUUCCCCCGAAACCGCAUCAAAUACGAAAGCCGGAGCUGGAGCCGCGGCGGCCCGAUCAGUUUCCCAGACCCAGACCCAUUCCAAGGAAAGUCUCACAGCUCUAACAAUGCAUUCCAAUGCAAGGUCCCACCAUUUGCACAUUUGAGAACCUUACAAUUCUCAGUAUAGAUAAAUGUAAAAAUAGACUGUGGAUAUUUUUAUUAUAUGGAUACGGGGUAUAACUGCAUUUUAUGCACUUUUCUUAAAUCUUAAUAUACUGGUUCAAAUAACCCUAAUUUCAAUGCUAAUACGUAGACAUUUCUGCCUUAAAAAUGGUCUUUUUAUUAACGAUUUAAAUCACCUUGUACUUUUUAUAGAGACAAAAGGUGCUAGAAGUCCUCUAUAUUAAUGUAACGUUUUUAUGAGGAUUUAAUUUGGUUGCUGACAAAUCGGUAAACUGACAUCUUUGUAUUGACUAAUUUGAGAUGCGAUGUCGUAUCUCCGCCCAUCUGUGUAAUUGACAAGGGUCCACCAACCCAGAAAACAUUGAUGGUUUCUUUGGAGUUUGAAUGCUUUGAAACGCCAUAUGCGAUCAAAAUGAUUCCUAACAAGGGGUUUUCGCAUGGAGCACAAAGUAGUAAUGGAGUUUUGCCAAAGAAACAGGUGGGAUGUGAGCAAAUGGGUGCCCUGAACCGGAAGGUGCUUUAUUAGGAUGCAAAUGGAGUGUUAGACAUCCACUGUAAAGACUAGCGGACCACUUCACGGCACUGUCACCGUAACGCAGCUGGUUGUCUGAAAGACUUCAUUUUUUUUUGGAGCCAAGUGGGGUACAUCUCUGUAUAAGAGCUUGAAAGGUACUUUAUCUGCCUGUUGAGAUUUUUUAAAGCUCCCUUUGCCUGUGUUCUGAUCCAAACUUGAUCGGCACCUUUAUGCUUCACAUACUAAUAAAAAGUACAGAUAAUAAACAUGUACAGUAGGUGGUAGCGCUAUGAAAUAAAUUAAAAUGUUAAGAUAUAUAUAUAUAUUACACAUAUACCUAAACAUCAUCAGUGUGCAUGCACUGCUCAUACAGUAUAGUGUCAAAUCUGCAGAGGCGUUCAUGAAUGUGUGUGCGUCAUGCAUGGUUUGAUUUUUAUUUUAUCGAAUUUUGCCAAGUAAAAAAUCAUGUAUGCAGAGAGAAAAAGCAACUGCACAAUGUCAGUACGGGAUCACCCGAUACAGUACGACGUCCCUGUAUGUUUUAUAUUCUGUAUUGAUCAUCUUUUUAUGAUAAAAAUCAUUACUGUAAAUUAACCUGACGGUUGUAAUUAUAUAUGCCAAAUACAUUAUCUUGUCUAUUGUACAUACUGUGUUUUUAACAGAUCAAGUGUAGCUAUAACAAUUUGAAUGUUCAAACAGAUGAUAAAUGUCAAAUAUUUAUGUUUUUGCAAAUGCGCCUAACACAUUUACAUCCUAAUGAUUCCCUGUCUAAUAAACAUUUUCAACUAUCACA
This is a messenger RNA of Misgurnus anguillicaudatus (oriental weatherfish), 7515 nucleotides long. The record is from RefSeq and is a predicted model, not a curated record. Lineage: Eukaryota; Metazoa; Chordata; Actinopteri; Cypriniformes; Cobitidae.